Larimichthys crocea (large yellow croaker) is the source of this 1673-nucleotide messenger RNA. Its product is annotated as deoxyribonuclease-2-alpha. Gene Ontology annotation, molecular function: deoxyribonuclease II activity. The coding region runs from base 154 to 1236 and encodes 360 amino acids. The transcript is spliced from 7 exons. Gene Ontology annotation, biological process: apoptotic DNA fragmentation. NCBI's taxonomy places the organism in Eukaryota, Metazoa, Chordata, Actinopteri, Sciaenidae. The record is from RefSeq and is a predicted model, not a curated record.
UCAAAGCCCUGGUGGCAAGCAUGAAUCAAUCAAUGAAUCAUUAACAACAAAGUGUCCAAGUGAGAAACAAGGAAGUAAAUGAGGUAUGAGGGCUGACAAAACGUGUUAGUUUCAUUUUUUACAAAACAGAUGUACAGUUGACUGUGAAGAGAAAUGACGAUGGCUGGAUAUAGGAUAAUGAGGUUGCUCAUCGUGGUUGGGAUUCUUUUUCAAGGCUGUGAUUCAGAUGUGAAAUGCAGAAAUGACGACGGAACAGAGGUGGACUGGUAUAUUUUAUACAAGUUGCCUAAAAUGGAGGAUGAUGGCUUGUCAUAUAUGUACAUGGACGAGAGCACCAGAGGAUGGGAACUCAGCAGAGAGAAAAUCAACAGUAGAUCUGGCACUCUGGCAAACACCCUGAAACCUCUUCUUGAUUUCUACGACAGAAAGACUGAUGGCUUUGGAUACAUGCUGUACAACGAUCAGCCCCCAAAACCGUAUGUUGCCCCUGCAUCAUUUGGUCACAGUAAAGGAGUCGUGAUGUUGGACAAAGGAACUGGAGUUUGGCUCUCACACACUACACCAAAAUUUCCAACAUAUCGCAACAGAGACUUCUGGCCAACCAAUGGAAACCCAAAUGCUCAGACAUUUAUGUGUGUGACUUACCCCUAUAGUGAAUUCAAAAAAAUUGGAUUGCAGCUUAAGUACAUCCACGCUUAUUCAUAUGACUCUGACCUCCCGACAACCUUUUAUGAAGAGCUACGAUGUGUUGCACAGCGAGACUGCUACCCAAAGGCGAAACCCUGGUUUAGUGUGAUGAAUCUGAGUUCAGUGAGAGGCCGUCCUUUCUCCAGCUUUGCAAAAUACACACGUUUUGGGGACGAUCUUUACUCUGGCCUAAUUGUAAAGUAUUCGAAGGACGAUCUGUAUGUUAAGAGUUGGGGAAAGAUGCGUGACCCUCUGCCUUCUAACUGCAGCACCAGUAUCCCUCACCAUGUGUACAAUGUGAAUGAAUUAAAGCUGAAUGGAAAGUCCUUCAGUGAUACUGUAGAUCACUCAAAGUGGUGUGUGACACCUGGUGGUGGUUUGACCUGCAUAGCUGAUACGAACAGGGAAGUGAGUCAGAUGAAAAGAGGUGGAGGUGCAAUAUGCAUCAAAGAUGUUAAAGUUGGGAAGGCUUUCUUUGCACUGAUCUCAAGCCAUAGACCAUGUAAGCGUGAACGUCCACCGUCUGAUGCUCAACAGAGAGAGCUUUAAAGACAUAACUCUGUAUUAAAAUGUGAAGAAAAGUGUAGCUGCUUACCAAAAACCAAAAGACACGUUUUGGUGUAUGUUAAGCCCUGUCUUUGGUGCUCUACAUGUGUAUGUAUUUUAAUCAAUGAAAAACUGCAAUGUUUUUAUUUUUUCAAAAUCAUGUUUUUUUUUAAGAAUGAACUUUUAUACAAUCAGACUAUUAAUACUUGAGAUGAAAUAGACUCAAAUUCAUGUUUAAAUCAAUAUUAAAAUACAAAUUCAAUGUGGCUGCAGGUGUUUGUUUUUGUUUUGAUGAUUAGCCCUCUGUUAGCCAUGGACAGCCUAAACUGUUUGGGGGACUCUCCAAAUUUCUUUUUGCAGUGUGUACAGUUUAUCAGUGUUGGGUUACUAGGUUUGCAUUAACACAUUAAUUUAGCAAUACGCCACAUUUAUGCACAAAA